AUGACGCUGCCGCCGCCCGCGCGCCCCGCGCACCCCGCCGCGCAUCGCGCAAUGCGCUAUUACCGCAUCUGGAUCUACGCGUGCAACGGCGCGCUGCUGCUGGGAGCGCUGGCGUUCUGCGCGGCGGCGGGCCGCGCGCUCUCCGACUACCGCCGCGCGCUCGUGCCCGGGCUCGGCGCCGCCCAGCCCGGCUUCCUCUACGGGUACGCCGCACUGCCCGCGCAGGCGGGCCUGCUUCAGCUGCUCGGCUGUCUCGCCGCUCUCCGCCUCUCCGAGCGAAUGCUCAACGCCUACUGGCUCGCACUCCUGGCGCUGCUCGUCGGCGACGCCGCCAUCGGGGUCUACUGGGCGUUUCGGUUCGAACGCGUCUGCAGGGAACUGCGGCCCCAACUUCGGAUACGCCUCGCGAAGGAGUACGACACAGACCUAGACUUCGCCGAAGCCUGGGAUAGGCUUCAGAGAGAGCAGCGCUGCUGCGGGGUGACGGGUCCGGCGGAUUUCGCCGCGUUUAACCGCACCACGCUUCCGCCGAGUUGUUGCCGAAUACCUGCGCACACGCCGGCCGUGACGCCGACGCUGCUCGCCGCGACCUCCGCGUCGUCGCCGGUGCCGUUCACCCCGAUCCACUGCGCCCCCCAUUCGGCCGCCUGCGCGGAGCGGCUCCUCGUUUGGCUUCGACGGACAGCAGACGCGUUGUUCGUGUUAGGGUAUUGUGUUAUAGCAUUCUUAAAAUUGUGCUUCCUCGGAAUCCUCCGAUACGAAAUAAAGGAGAUGAUUCAGAAAAUUAGAAUAUUACGAAGCGAAAUGGGGGCGGGCGAACUUCUCGACGGGAGCCCGAUACACGGCGGGCCCCUGUCGCAGACGGUGAUAGUGAACGCGGUGAACGCGAACGGCGGCGUGCGAGCGCACGGGGGCAGCCCGGAGCGGGCCGGCGAGCGGGAGGCGCUGCUGGGGCGGGCGUCGGAGCCGCGGCGCAGCACGCACGACGAGCCGCUCGGGCCCAAGACGGUGAACGGCAACAACAACUGCGAGAUGCGCGAGCUGGCGCGCGGCGAGUACAGGCCGCUGGCGGCGGACAGUGCGGCGACCCGGAUCUGACUAAGAUGUUACCUGGAGCGGUUGUUCGGGCGGCGCUGGCGGUCGUUCUCGGCGACCGGCUUCGAGUCGGAGCUGCCGCCGGCGCGCGCGCCGCCCGCCGUGGUGCGCCGCUCGGCCGCGCGCGUGCGCCUCGACCACCGCCGCCACACCCGCUCCGAGUUCGAGCUGUGAGCGCGCCGCACCGGGCCCGGAGCUGAGCGUCGCCUGUCAAUUGCGAUUACCGAAGCCCUUCGGUGUGACUUUACAUGUUUUACUAGUCGUAGUGCAGUUCAGACUGUUCCGCCGACGAAUGUCAGUGUUAAAGUGUUAUUUACAAAUAACGUUUUGAACUUUGAGUAUGUGAAAGUGCAUCGGACGUGAAGUGUAGUGUGUAAUAGACAAAGUGAAUCCCACGAGCAAAGCUUGUGUUUAGUUCCUACGCUUGCCAGUUAAAGUUACUUUAUGACAUAGAGGGAGUAAUUAAACAUUUGAUUUAUGCUAUACAGGGAAACGGUGAAUACGUUGAGUUUCCUAGUGUGCGUAUGAUGGAGUGCAGACGUGUAAAACUGCGGUGAUAUACCACCAAUGCGAGGUUCCUUAGCGCGGUCGAUGCUGUAUCGAGCGACUACACCAUGC
Molecule: messenger RNA, 1713 nt
Organism: Ostrinia furnacalis (Asian corn borer)
Lineage: Eukaryota; Metazoa; Arthropoda; Insecta; Lepidoptera; Crambidae
Product: CD82 antigen
Exons: 1
Coding region: 1-1098 (365 amino acids)
Cellular component (GO): plasma membrane
Source: RefSeq, a predicted model, not a curated record